AUGUGUGAUCUCAAAAAGACCCUCGAUGCCCAGGGUAAUUGCGUUCUCGAGAUGCCUUCGGGUACGGGAAAGACCGUGACCUUGCUCUCGUUGAUCGUUGCAUAUCAGCAACAUUACCCGGAACACAGGAAGCUCAUCUACUGUUCUCGAACAAUGUCAGAGAUCGAAAAGGCCUUAGCUGAGUUGAAGGAGUUAAUGAAGUAUCGCACUCAGCAGCUGGGCUACACUGAGGAUUUCAGGGCGUUGGGUCUCACCAGUCGAAAGAACCUUUGCCUACAUCCGUCCGUCAAGCGAGAGAAAAGUGGUGCAGUUGUCGAUGCAAGGUGUAGGAGUCUGACGGCUGGUUUCGUUAAGGAAAAGAAAGAGAGGGGCGAAGAUGUGGAGUUGUGCAUUUAUCACGAGAACCUCGAUCUUCUCGAACCGCAUAACCUCGUUCCUCCCGGAGUCUUUACCCUUGACGGACUGCUGAAAUACGGAGAAGAACACAAGCAAUGUCCUUAUUUCUCAGCAAGGCGCAUGAUGCCAUAUUGCAACGUCAUCAUUUAUUCCUAUCACUACCUCCUUGACCCUAAAAUUGCCGAGAGAGUAUCGCGAGAACUUUCGAAGGAUUGCAUAGUAGUAUUCGAUGAGGCCCACAACAUCGACAACGUAUGUAUCGAAGCUCUCAGCAUUGAUAUCACCGAAGACUCGUUACGAAAAGCCACAAAGGGAGCGAAUAACUUGGAAAGGAAGAUUCAGGAGAUGAAAAGCUCAGAUGCGGAGAAGCUCCAAAAUGAAUACUCAAAACUUGUCGAGGGAUUAAGGGAAGCAGAACAAGCUCGAGAAGAGGAACAAUUUAUCGCGAACCCUGUUCUUCCAGAUGACUUGCUCAAGGAGGCUGUGCCAGGUAACAUACGGCGAGCAGAACAUUUCGUCGCAUUUUUGAAAAGGUUUAUCGAAUACCUCAAAACUCGAAUGAAAGUCACCCAUACUAUAUCCGAAACACCACCCUCAUUCUUGACGCAUGUCAAAGACCUCACAUUCAUUGAGCGGAAGCCUCUACGUUUUUGUGCGGAACGCCUCACUUCAUUGGUACGGACGCUAGAACUUAUCAAUAUUGAGGACUACCAACCUUUACAGGAAGUUGCAACGUUUGCAACUCUAGUGGCGACCUACGAGAAGGGUUUCCUGCUGAUUUUGGAGCCAUUUGAAUCCGAAGCAGCGACGGUCCCAAAUCCGAUACUGCAUUUCACUUGUUUGGACGCUUCUAUCGCGAUCAAACCGGUCUUUGACCGAUUCAGCUCAGUGAUUAUAACUUCCGGAACUCUCUCUCCACUCGAGAUGUAUCCGAAGAUGCUCGAUUUUGAUACUGUUCUGCAGGAGUCUUACAGUAUGACUCUGGCACGCCGAUCUUUCUUACCUAUGAUUGUGACUCGAGGGUCGGAUCAAGCGCAGAUCUCAUCUUCCUUCCAGAUCCGUAACGACCCCGGUGUCGUGCGCAAUUAUGGAAAUCUUGUUUUGGAAUUCUCGCGCAUCACACCGGACGGAAUCGUUGUGUUCUUUCCAUCUUAUCUCUAUAUGGAAUCUAUCGUCAGCAUGUGGCAAGGAAUGGGCAUUCUAGACUCAAUAUGGAACUAUAAACUAAUUUUGGUUGAAACCCCCGAUGCGCAAGAGUCUUCGCUAGCAUUAGAGACCUACCGAACAGCAUGCUGCAAUGGCCGAGGCGCUAUUCUAUUCUGCGUCGCUCGAGGAAAAGUCUCCGAGGGUAUCGAUUUCGACCACCACUACGGUCGUGCCGUGUUAUGUAUUGGGGUCCCCUUCCAGUAUACGGAGUCUCGUAUCCUGAAGGCUCGUUUGGAGUUCCUGCGCGAGAAUUAUCGCAUUCGGGAGAACGACUUCUUAUCAUUCGACGCUAUGAGACACGCCGCACAGUGUCUGGGUCGUGUUUUGCGUGGCAAGGAUGACUACGGAGUCAUGGUUCUUGCUGACCGCCGAUUCCAGAAGAAACGCAAUCAGUUGCCCAAAUGGAUCAGUCAGGCCAUGUUGGAAAGUGAGACGAAUCUUAGUACGGAUAUGGCUGUGGCCACCGCGAAGAACUUCUUGCGCACAAUGGCUCAACCGUUCAAAGCCAAAGAUCAAGAGGGCAUCUCCACAUGGAGCUUGGCCGACCUAGAACGGCAUCGAGAAAAGCAGAUGCUAGAAGAGGAAAGAGUCCGCAGAGAAGUGGUUUCGAAUGGACAUACCAUAAACGGGGCUACUCACCGUGGAGCUGCUGCCGCUGCGGACGAAUUCGACGACGGCAUAGAUGAAGACCUCAUGAUGUUGGAUGCUCAAUAA
Messenger RNA from Aspergillus clavatus NRRL 1, 2316 nucleotides. RefSeq names its product TFIIH/NER complex ATP-dependent 5'-3' DNA helicase subunit RAD3. Gene Ontology annotation, cellular component: nucleus. Gene Ontology annotation, molecular function: ATP binding; damaged DNA binding; DNA helicase activity. Lineage: Eukaryota; Fungi; Ascomycota; Eurotiomycetes; Eurotiales; Aspergillaceae. The record is from RefSeq and is a predicted model, not a curated record. Bases 1 to 2316 code for a protein of 771 amino acids. Gene Ontology annotation, biological process: nucleotide-excision repair; transcription by RNA polymerase II; positive regulation of mitotic recombination. The transcript is spliced from 3 exons.